AUGAAGUUGCGAAUGAAAUUUUUACUAGAUGCGGCAAAAGGUAUUCAAUAUUUACACGAAAAUGGAAUUCUACACAGAGACAUCAAAUCAGACAACUUCCUUGUGUUAUCACUUGACUUGAAUGAGAAGGUGAAUGCAAAAUUGACUGAUUUUGGGUCAUCAAGAAAUGUUAAUAUGCUAAUGACUAACAUGACAUUCACAAAAGGUGUCGGAACUCCAACAUAUAUGGCUCCUGAAAUUUUAAAGCAAGAAAAAUACAAGAAGAGUGCAGACAUUUAUGCAUUUGCAAUCACUAUGUUCGAGACAAUUUUUUGGAAGGAAGCAUUUUCAAAAAGUGAAUUCAAAUAUCCAUGGAAAAUUGCAGACUUUGUUAACAAUGGAAAUCGCUUACAAAAAGUGGAUUGUAUGACUGAUGAACAGUAUAAACUAAUAUCAAACUGUUGGGCUCAUAACAAAGAAGAUAGAAUUACAAUAGAAGCUGCGAGAGAGCAACUUGAAAAAUUGUUGAAAUGA
Messenger RNA from Entamoeba invadens IP1, 513 nucleotides. Its product is annotated as protein serine/threonine kinase, putative. The record is from RefSeq and is a predicted model, not a curated record. The transcript has a single exon. Gene Ontology annotation, molecular function: protein kinase activity; ATP binding. Bases 1 to 513 code for a protein of 170 amino acids. NCBI's taxonomy places the organism in Eukaryota, Evosea, Mastigamoebida, Endamoebidae. Gene Ontology annotation, biological process: protein phosphorylation.